GAAUGGUAGAUGUAAAUUUAGCUUUUAGGAGUUGAGCUCUGGUCGAGUUUGAUGUCGUAUCAAACGAGAAAAUUUACGAUAGAAUGACGUCAUUUGAAAGCAGAACGUCUUAAAAACAGAAAAUCGCAAUAAAAUUGCAUUUUCUCCACUCAUACGUGAAACUAAUGCAGAAUGACUUUACAACGAGUAGGGGAGAAGGCGUUGGUAGCAGUAAAGGCCACAGAACCAAUUCCAGGGCUGAGCAAAGAACAGAAAACAGUGCUAGAUGAAGAGGCUUAUUCAGAGGGUAUAGAAAAGAUCAUCAAGCGAGAUUUUUUCCCAGAUCUUUCAAAACUUGAAGCUCAGGCUGAGUACCUUGAAGCUCUAGAGAAAAAUGACAGAGUGAAGCUGAGAGAAAUUCACAUCAAAUAUGGACCUAAAAGAUCACGUCUUGUCACACCUGAUAUUUAUUCAACACCACUAACAUUUGAGACACCAGACAGUCAUUGUAAAGAGACUCCAAAGCCUGACAGUGAACAGACAGGGAAUGUGGCAGAACCAGGAUCUGCUCCCACAUUAGGCCCAGCUCACAACCCGGAGAAAAAGAAAGAUAAAGCAGCAUCAGAUCUCAGCCUAGAUAAAUACAUGAAUAAGGUUACCAGCGAAGACAAUGCAUCUUUUGAAGAGAUUUUGAAACUAAAUGAUGAGAAACACAGAAUAAAACAUGCCUGGCUCUUCAAAGAGGAGGCUGAACGAAAUGAAGAGAUGGCAGCCAGGUUAGCGCUACCAAGCAUUGAGGAGCAGGCAGCUAUAGAAGGCAGGCCAGUAGGCAAGGAGGUUGAAUCUUGGGGCUAUAAAAAUAUGAAUUCCAUUAUGUAUAUACCAGAUGGUGUGUCUGAAAGUGCCAAAGAAAAAAUUGAAAGACAGAAAAAGAAGCCCAGAGAAAUCAUUAAAUCUAACACAAGGUUUGAAAAAAAACCUUUUAACACAGCCCAAAGUGCAGAAGUGAUUACCCAGGCUGCCUCGGAGCGUGCUUCUGCCCUCCAGGGAAAAAUAGGGGUUGAUGGGAAGGAAAUCUUGCCUCAACAAUCCCCAAGGGUAAAUGGAUAUGGAUUUGUAGGGACACCAUCUCCUGCUCCUGGUGUGGAUGCUUCACCAUUUAUGACAUGGGGCGAGAUAGAGGGAUCUCCUUUCCGAUUGGAUGCAUCAGACACACCCAUUAACCUAACCCCAGGUCCAGUAUUUAAGAUUCCUAAUAUACCCAAGAGAGACCAAAUAGCUCUGGAUCUUGCAGAGAAGGCCAGCAAAGCACAUAGAGCUAAGAAACAGGCUGCCAUUAAGGAAGUCAAAUCUCACUUAUCAAGUCCUAGCCCAAAGUUCAGCUCAGCCCACUCUACAGACCGACUCAAGGGAAUGUCACCUGCUGCCCAGAGAUUAGCCACAAGUAGACUAGGAGUCAGAAUGAACACUGAUAAAUCACUGCGUGCAAGCUACACACCAUCCCCCAAUAGACUCACACCUUCAAGGGAAAAAACGCCCAGGGGUACCCCAUCAUUAACCCCCACUAGAAGCCCCAGUUCUAAGGCAUCUCCUCGGACAAAGGCCCCAAUAAAACGAACAGUGACACCUAUCACAGGAUCAGUGACUGAUAACUUACUACAGCUACCCAAGACUAAAAGAAUUAAAGCUUCAGAUUUUUUCUAGUUAAGUAAAAAAUGUGUAAUAUAAUGGGCUAGUAGAUGCCUUUUGUACCAAAAUAAGUGUUCCCUGUAAGUGUGUAUGAAGAAAAAGGAACUUUAAAUCACUUGGGACUUAUUUAUUUAAAUCACACGUUAAGUCACCUUUAUUUAGGGACAUUACAUGACAAUUUCCCUAUUGAUUGCAUAUUAAUGUUCAAUGAUUCCCCUUUAUAGUUGAGUUGACUAAAGUAACAUGUAAUCAUGCAGGUUAUCUAGUUUAAAAUUACAUCCAUAGCAUAAAGCAUAAUGAAAGCCCAAUCAUUUAUUUGGUUUUCAACAGUUGUGCUUAUAGGAAUGAUUCAAUUGAUUGUACACUAUAAAAGAUUUUGAGGUUUUAAAACCAUAGACUUUGGUAAUUUGUGAUUCAGGAAGUUAACUGUUCUAAUUUCUUUAAAAAAUAUACUGUAAACGUUGAUUUUAUGAAAAUAUCUAUCCAAACAUGUGUUGUAAUCAUAACACAAUGAGAUAACUUCCCUCGUUUAUUUUAUUUUAUAUACAUUGUAUUGUUAUGUGGGGAAAUAAAAAAUCAUCAAGGAUAUCCUUAAAGAAUAAUGAA
Messenger RNA from Owenia fusiformis, 2274 nucleotides. Lineage: Eukaryota; Metazoa; Annelida; Polychaeta; Sabellida; Oweniidae. The record is from the annotation of a GenBank genome assembly.